UAAAUAAGGAGAUUGAUUGCUUAUAAAAAUAAGGGCUAUCUUUUCAAAAAAAGGGGGGAACCUGGUUUCUAAUUAGCAUUUUAUUUGCAAGGGCUUGGAAUUAAUGGAAUUGGUUUGGGGUUUUAUUUCAAGAUUUACGGUUGUCUUCUAUGUAUGUUGUGUGUUUAUGAUUUAUUGCAGAAACUCUUAUCAGCUCUCCACAUUGUCAUCAGUGCAUAUUGCAUAUCCAGUAGACAAGGCUCAGGACAGGGUAUACAUAUGGAUUUUAAAAGGUUAAACGUUUCUUUUCCAAGUCAGACGGUCUAAAGUAAGUGCAAGGUUUUAUUUUUAUUCUGAUUUGACGUUUCAUUCUGGUGUAAUGUCUUUGUAUUUAUUUUGGUUCUUUUGUGUUUUUAAAAACUAUAGAUACACAGGUCUUGGUCUAAAUGUAUUCAAGGUUAUAGCGAGGAAAAAAAUAGAAACACCCAUUUUUUUCUCGGUCGUUGCGGUUAGUAAGUCAAUUACAAACUCUUUUUUUUUUACAAACUCUUUUUUGUUAUGGAUACGGUAAACUUUUCAAGGUUUCAACAGAUUUCUUAAUUGCUUCAGUAUGAGUUAGUUUCUUCUCAAAUAAAAAUUAUAUUUCAUAUAAUUAUUUAAAUAUAUCGAAUGUAAUCGAUUUUUUUGGGAUAUGUGUAACAGAUAAUUACCAUCUUCUUAAUACGAUAAUAGAUAAUACAUGUAGAAACCAUGUUUACAAUAAUCAUCUCAUAAAUUAAACCCACCAAUUUCUGAAGUUACCUAACAAUCUAACCUGUGGUUAUGGAAAAUGCAGUAAUUUCAGCAUAUGUGACUUACAUAAAAAAAUCCGGAACAUUAACUUUCAGCAUAUUCGAUUAAUAUAUCUUUUAAGCAUUUUGGGAAUAUUUCAAAAGAUCUAGGGGCCCAGAAUUAAUUGACAAAUCUACAAAAUUGUGUACAUCCUAAACUAAUUGACUUACUUUAUAAAUAUUCAUGGGCCAUCGAUUGAUUAUAUUGUUAAUCAAUAUUUGACAAAUUUUAACCAAAUGUUGAUGGGUCGAGAAGGAAAACAAAAUUAUUAGAGAACAUUUCAUGCCCCAUUACUAAUAACAUUCUUAUUUUAUCCAAACCCAAAUUAUAAAACACAUUAUAAUCAAUUUAACCUCAUUGAUUAACUAUAUUAAGAGAAGAAUAAGAUCACCAUUUAGCAUGUCCACGUAGGCACGAAAAAUCAGCCAAUAGAAAGACUCAAACAUGUCAUGUCAGCUCAGCUUAAAUCAAAAUUAUAAAUUCUAGGCUAGCUUAAAUCAAGAUCAAUAAAUUCUGGAUUUUUCAUAUGGUCUCAUGAUAUAUUUCAGAAAAGGCCCAGUUUUGAACUCCUAAAUCUAUGUUUCUUACACCUUUCAUAGAACGGAGGGGUCGCUCAAUUGAUUUGGUUCACACAGUUCGUCUUCUCCGUUUAUCCCUGCAAAUCUCCAUAACCACAACCCCUCUUGACCAAUCAAUUUAUGUCCUAACCAAUCAAAAUAAGAAAAGCUUCCAUAUUAUAUAGUUUAUAUUUGUAAAAAGAACACAAAAUAAUUUUAGGUGAGAACACUACUUUAAGACCUUUGACGUUCUCGAUUCUCUUGAUCUCAGUUUCAUUGACUGUUUCGCAAAGUUAUCAAACAUCUUCAAUUAAUCUCUUCAAAUUCUUUCAACUAUUUAUCUGUCCCUUAAUUCAGUUCUUCUGUUCUCUGAGCUCCUUCGUAUAUUUAUUGAUAGGUCCAAGUAAUUCAUUCGUGACAAAUCUAAAACUAUAUCAAUCGUAUGAUUAGGCCAUCCUCUCAAAAGUUGAAUAAUUAUGGUAUAACUUUUAAAAAGCUACUUGGUUCACAAGACUUUGAGCAAUCAUAGAUAUUGUAAGUCAAGCAUAUAGUAUUUGAUUAUGACAACAAAUGGAUGACAGAUUAGCAGUCAAAUUAAUCUUAUUUUUGAUUAAGUAGGAAAGUGUAGGGAAACCUGCGCUCUAGAGGAGACCAAGACUUUGAUACACAAUUGUUUCAUUCAUUCUUAUUUGUUACUUAUGCACAACAUGAUAGCUAGUCAAAACAAAAUGUAUUCAUCAUCAUAAUGCAAAUAUUGACUAAACAUAUCAUCUUAAGCCUUACAUAUAUGAGAUAUGAGACGAUGGUAUAUUACAAAAUAUUGCCUAUGUCUCAUUAUUUAAUCUAAUUUUUGACCUAGUUAAAUAACAAAUUUUCGAGUCUUAUAAAUAUUAACGAAUUUCUACGAAUCCGCAAGUAGAGUCAAAUAAAUCACGCAAGGAACAAUAUGAAAACGAAAUUUAAACUAUCUGAAUUAUUCCGUUGGUGCAUGACAAUGACUCAUGGAAUGAAUACAAAUAUAUAAUCAAUCUAUUCUAUAUAUUUCCUCAGAUUUGUGAGAAGACUCAGAAAUUCAGAGCCAACAAAUCCCCACCAAACAUUCAAAGCAUAUUCUCAGAGCAGAUCAUCUCUAAAUCAUCCACAAAACCGGUCGUGAACAAGACAUGAGCAUCAAGCAAAAGAUCCUGAUAAGAGUUACUAUGACUGAUGAUAAAACCAGAGCAAAAGCAAUGAAAACUGCCGCUCAGUUUAAAGGAGUCUCGGCUGUGGAAAUAAAGGGAGAUCACAGGAACCAGAUUGAGGUGACCGGUGUUGAAGUCAAUAUGAUCUGUCUAACCAACACACUGAGGAAGAAGGUAGCCUUCGCUGAGCUUGUAAGCGUAAACAAAGUUGAACCACCCAAGAAAGAGGACGACAAGAAGAAGGAAUGCAAGAAACCCGAUGAAAAGAAACCUGAUGAGAAGAAAGCCGACGAGAAAAAAACAGAUGAGAAAAAGCCAGAGCCAUGUUGUUGUAACCCAUGUUAUCAACCAUGGCCUUACGGAUAUGGUGUGCCAUCUUCCUUUCCACAUCCGUGUGAUCCCUACGGGUAUAACUUUAGAGAUUAUACUGGGGAACCUUUCUACAACUACGGACCCAAUUGGAGGUUCAUGUGAGAAGACUACAACGGAAGAGAUAACACCUUAUGUAUACUAAGUAUUUCAAGUCUCAACAUGUUAAUGCAUUUUGAUAGUCAGAUUUGUCGCAUGAAUAAAUACCGUUGAGCUUCCAUAACCACGUAAGGAAGUUACUAUGUAAUGAGACUCCAUGGAUAAGAGCA
Messenger RNA from Brassica rapa (field mustard), 3186 nucleotides. RefSeq names its product heavy metal-associated isoprenylated plant protein 16. Lineage: Eukaryota; Viridiplantae; Streptophyta; Magnoliopsida; Brassicales; Brassicaceae. The record is from RefSeq and is a predicted model, not a curated record. Gene Ontology annotation, molecular function: metal ion binding.